AUGGAAUCUACAGAGCCAGUGACUUACGAAUUUCCUGGCCAUGGAGUCGGCGCUGUUGCUCCCCGCCGGAUGAUGACCUCCAAUCUAGGGCAUAAUUUUUCAUUCUACGCCAAUCCGACUGCAUCAUUUCCGCUGCCUUUUCACCAGUCGUCUUCUGCUACUUACAGUUUCCAUCAUACGCUCAACCACCACCACCACAACCAGGGUUACCCACACUUUUAUGUGACCAGCCACCAGCCAGUCAACCCCCAGCCGGUGCGCCUAUCAUCAGAGCCACCACCUAUCCAACCGAUUCCAGAUAUUCGUCCAGCAAAGAAUGCUGUCAAUCGCAUGGCCCGAGAUCCGUUGGCCAAGGUCGAAACAAGCUCAACUUCUCAGCAGGCUUCAGCCGCCGUGCGCCCAGCCAAUGUAGCUGCAAGAAGCAGAAGCCCUAAUGCCGCUGAAGUUGAGUUCUCAACAGAGGUGGAUGUGUUAAUGAAAGCAAUCCAGUCAAAGACAGGUGUUCCACCGUCGAAUCAGCACUCAUUACCGCCACUCCAGCAACUGACACAUGGGAGUACAAAUGGCUUUCCUCCGUAUUCCAUUACCCCGUCCACGAAUCUUCGGUACACUACUAUGGUCGAUGAACCCCCUCUUCGACCAGGAAAGAAACGUAAAUAUGCCUGCACUCUUCCAAACUGCGGGAAAAGUUUUGCGCAGAAGACUCACCUAGAUAUUCAUACGAGGGCCCACACUGGAGAUAAACCUUUUAUCUGCAAGGAGCCCUCAUGCGGGCAGCGCUUUUCCCAGUUGGGCAAUCUGAAGACCCAUCAGCGACGACACACAGGGGAGAAGCCUUUCUCUUGUGAUAUCUGCCAAAAGAGAUUCGCCCAACGUGGCAACGUCCGAGCCCAUAAAAUCACACACGAACACGCCAAGCCUUUUACCUGCCUUUUGGACGAGUGUGGGAAACAAUUCACCCAGCUGGGAAACCUCAAGUCUCAUCAAAACAAAUUCCAUGCAGCUACACUACGGGACUUAACACUAAAGUUCUCUCAAGUCAACGGGGGGGAGUCUAUGAAUCCAGAAGACCGAAAGCUUUGGGAGUAUUUUGCCACGCUCUAUAAGAACAGCAACAAGGGAAUCAAGGGUCGUGGAAAAGACCGCCGAAUCUCACCUACUUCCAAGUCAGACCCCGGGUUUGAAGCCCGAAGGAGACUCGAUGAUGGUGAAGAUAAAAUACGACGAGGAAGCUUUGAGGAUUCCUCAAUCUACACAGGAGGGUCCAGCAGUGACGAAGAGGAUACAGAGGCUUAUUAUAUUGGUAGUAAGCGAAGCCAUUGA
Aspergillus tanneri is the source of this 1323-nucleotide messenger RNA. RefSeq lists its product as uncharacterized. Gene Ontology annotation, cellular component: nucleus. The coding region runs from base 1 to 1323 and encodes 440 amino acids. The transcript has 4 exons. The record is from RefSeq and is a predicted model, not a curated record. NCBI's taxonomy places the organism in Eukaryota, Fungi, Ascomycota, Eurotiomycetes, Eurotiales, Aspergillaceae. Gene Ontology annotation, biological process: regulation of transcription by RNA polymerase II. Gene Ontology annotation, molecular function: RNA polymerase II cis-regulatory region sequence-specific DNA binding; DNA-binding transcription factor activity, RNA polymerase II-specific.